AUGGCCCCCUCCAACUUCAAAUACGACCCCGAGUUCGCGGCAUUCAUCAACCAGUUCGAAUUCCCCCCGCCACCUAAAUUCAAGGACGUGGUUGAAGUCCAAAUCUACACCAAUGACGUCGCGAGUCGGCUCAAAUCUGACUCUCCGCCCAUUCCAGAGCACAUCCUACACACGAAAAUCCCUUUCGAAACUCACGAUGCAACCAUCCUCAACCUUCAUCGCUUUACCCAGGCCAACAAAGCCCACGACCGCAAGCAGCCCGCGGUCUUGUUCAUCCACGGCGGCGGCAUGGUAGCUAGUAGCGUCGAGUUAACAGCCCAUGAUGUUGCUAGUCAAGUCGACCUCUACGGACUAGACUUCUUCGCCGUGGAAUAUCGUCUUGCACCCAAACAAACAGGCCCUUAUCUCACGGAGGACGUUUACUUUGGUCUGAAGCAUCUCUCAGAACAUGCCGGAGAUUACAACAUUGAUAACAAGCGCAUCGCCGUCAUGGGAAUCUCUGCAGGUGGUGGACUUGCUGCUGCAACUGUUCUCCUGGCCCGAGACCGUGCUUUGGAGCCUCCCAUUGCGAAGCAAAUCCUGGUCUACCCAAUGCUUGAUGACAGAACACGACUACCAGACGAUUCACCUUACUCCAAGUUCUUGGUGUGGACUGAGAACGCCAACAAGUUAAGCUGGGAUGCAGUGCUGGGCAAAGAUGUUGCCGGAGACCCUAGCGCCAAUGUUUCGAUCUACGCUGCCCCCGGAAGAGCCACCGACCUAAGAGGCCUCCCUCCUGCCUAUAUCGAAGUCGGCCAAUUGGACUUGUUUCUGAAUGAAGACAUUGCCUACGCCAGCAAGCUGGCCGCGAACGAGGUUCAAGUCGAAUUGCAUGUUUGGCCCGGGCUGCCUCAUGCCUUUGAGCUCGCUUCAAACAUCUCGUUGGUCAAACAGUCAAUUGAGGCAAAACGGAGAGCUUUGAGAAUGAUCUGA
Molecule: messenger RNA, 972 nt
Organism: Colletotrichum karsti
Lineage: Eukaryota; Fungi; Ascomycota; Sordariomycetes; Glomerellales; Glomerellaceae
Exons: 1
Coding region: 1-972 (323 amino acids)
Molecular function (GO): hydrolase activity
Source: RefSeq, a predicted model, not a curated record